Messenger RNA from Cercocebus atys (sooty mangabey), 2519 nucleotides. Its product is annotated as disco-interacting protein 2 homolog C-like. The record is from RefSeq and is a predicted model, not a curated record. Lineage: Eukaryota; Metazoa; Chordata; Mammalia; Primates; Cercopithecidae. The transcript has 2 exons. Bases 1337 to 1792 code for a protein of 151 amino acids.
UCAUGCCACUGCACUCCACCCUGGGCAACAGAGCAAGACUCUGUCUCAAAAGAAAAAAAAGCAAGGUGAUAGAGAAUUUUCAGGCUCCUAAUAUUGUUGCUUGUCUAACAAGUAAACUUUUAAAAAAUUUCCCAGACAGCAUAAGUCAUGUAACAGUGGUAAUAAGUGUGAAUAUUGUUUGCUAUUACUGUCUUUUAAGAAGCAAACCUGUGUCUUAAGCUUAUUUGCUGUGACUCCUCCUCUCACCCAAUGAUCUGGAGCUGCUCACCUGAGCCAGCACCUCCCAUCACUCACCUGUAGGUAGGAUUCUGAGUGUCAUUCUUCCGUUGAAGUUUAACAAAUACACCAGCAAUUUAUUCCCAAAAACUUUGGUACUGCAUGAAAAGUUAUUAAAUGGAAAAUGUUCUCCUGAAUUAGAGUGAAAAAAUGGAUGUAUUUUAUCAUAAUCCAAGAUACCCAAUUUGUAGAUAGAAAAAUCGAUAAUGAGAAUGUAUAAGAAACGAAUUCUGCAAAAGUGAGUAGAGUGUAAAAUGUGACAUGAGGGUAUGUCGUGUGCCCCGGAGGAAAACAGGGAGGUGGAGGGGCCGCUCCAUGUGAGGCACAUUCUGCUUUCUCUCCUGUUACCAUCAUCAGCGUCUUGAUCCUUAGAGAGCUGCAUGGGUAUCGAACACACCGACGUAGAAAUCCAUCACCCUCAUGGGUAUCGAACACACUGUCGCAGAAAUCACUUGCAUGGAUAUCUAACACACCGAUGUAGAAAUAAAUCAGCUGCAUGGGUAUCCAGCACACUGAUGUAGAAAUAAAUCAGCUGCAUGGGCAUCUAACACACCGAUGUAGAAAUAAAUCAGGCGCAUGGGUAUCUAACACACCGACAUACAAAUAAAUCAGCUGUAUGGGUAACUAACACAGAGACGGAGAAAUCACCUGCAUGAGUAUCUAACACAUACACUAAUGUAGAAAUAAAUCAGAGCCCAGAAGGGCAUCUCAGGACUAACAAGGGGUAAACAUAGUCACACUGAGACUCCUGAGAGCCACACAGGCCCUCCGCCUCCCCUUGCCCUCUCACUUUCUGGCUGACACAAGAAAACACUUGGUUUGUUCCCAAACUACUGUGUAGAGGAAAUGUGUCAGUGCAUCUUUGAGAUGACAAUAUCAAUCAUCUUAUAGCAUGUUUGUUUAAGGUGUUUUGGAAGCAAAAUUCAUUAUGCUAAAAUAAAUGGUUCAUUGCCUGAAAAGUGGUUUAAAUUCUCAACAGUGUCUACAGCAAAAAGUCAUUGAACCACGGUUCAGACUUACGUGAAGUAAAUCUGUGUUUGAAGGACUGAGAUUUUGGUGCAUGUUUCUGCUGCAAUAUAUAGCAAAUUGUUUUUCUUCUUACACAGAUACCUCUUCUGGCUCAGAAGACGAAGGCUCAGUGCAGGGGGACUCGCAAGGCACCCCGACCUCCAGCCAGGGUUGCAUCAACAUGGAGCACUGGAUCAGUCAGGCCAUCCAUGGCUCCACCACGUCCACCACCACCUCCACCUCCACCUCCUCGUCCUCUAUGCAGAGCGGGGGCAGCGGGGCUGCCCACAGGCUGGCGGAGGUCAUGGCCCAGACCCACAUAGAAAAUCAUUCUGCACCUCCUGACGUAACCACGUACACCUCAGAGCACUCCAUACAGGUGGAGCGACCACAGGGUUCCACGGGGUCCCGGACAGCGCCCAAGUACGGCAACGCCGAGCUCAUGGAGACCGGGGAUGGUACGUCCCAAAGCAGAGAUGCUUUUUUUCUGGUAAACGGUUUGUGCUGAUGUCCCGUUCUGUGCCCGUGGCUGGGUGUGUUUCUUCCUGGGGUACAGUCUGCUGUCAUUUUAUCUGCUGAAUAACUAACAGUGGUUCAGCAACUGAGAAAUUCUUGUACAGGUGUUAAGACCGUGAACAGUCACUUAGAAGAGCAAGAUGAAGUUAAAUGUACAACAGAAUUACUGUCAGAUGGGCCAAUAUGUUGCUUUAGACUUUGGAGGAAAGAGGGUCUUUUUAUCCAUGUGGGACAGAGAUGUCAGCGACUUGGUAACAGGCUGCAGCCGAGGGCUUCUCCUUCCUUCCUCGUGGCCUGGUCUUGGUACGUUCUGAUUACAGCAGCUGUUUGUAUCACCUAGCCCCUGUUCUAUUUAAGUCUCAGUCCUUCCCGGGAUCAUAAAAGUCAGUGUAGAACCUAACAGUGAAUGAAAUACAAUGCCCCUGUGUGAAGCUGCAUGGAGCAGCCUUGGCAUGCCCUCAUCUUGUGGUGCACGGAACUCACAGGCGGACAGGGAGGCCUAUCCCAGCCCCAACAAGUAGACAGGGAGGACUAUCGGAGCCCCGACACUCACAGUGGACAGGGAGGUCUAUGCCCUGGGCUUAGAUAAUGGCGCGUCAGGGUAGCCUUCCACCCUUUAGCACAGAGCUUGGUGUUCCAAAGGCCACGAGGAGUUUCAGACCCUGGACCCCGGACAUGUUCCAAGACUCUUACGUUAUGUCAGAUGUGGAAGCCCUGCC